Aspergillus nidulans FGSC A4 is the source of this 2220-nucleotide messenger RNA. Its product is annotated as protein cpeA. Gene Ontology annotation, biological process: cellular oxidant detoxification; response to oxidative stress. Lineage: Eukaryota; Fungi; Ascomycota; Eurotiomycetes; Eurotiales; Aspergillaceae. The record is from RefSeq and is a predicted model, not a curated record. Gene Ontology annotation, molecular function: heme binding; catalase activity; peroxidase activity. Bases 1 to 2220 code for a protein of 739 amino acids. The transcript has a single exon. Gene Ontology annotation, cellular component: cytoplasm.
AUGGGAUCUAACGAAUGCCCCUACAGCCGCCAGAACGCCAACAUUGGCGGCGGCGGCCAAAACAACCGGGACUGGUGGCCGGACGAUCUCAAACUGAACAUCCUUCGUCAGCACAACUCGGUCUCUAAUCCCCUGGAUAAGGGCUUUGACUAUACUGCCGCGUUCAAUAGCCUCGACUACUUCGGACUGAAGCGGGAUCUGGAGGCACUCAUGACAGACUCCCAGGACUGGUGGCCGGCCGACUUUGGUCACUAUGGCGGACUCUUUAUCCGCAUGGCCUGGCACAGUGCUGGAACGUAUCGCGUCUUUGACGGUCGCGGCGGUGGCGGACAGGGUCAGCAACGCUUCGCUCCGCUCAACAGCUGGCCGGAUAACGUCAGCUUGGACAAGGCUCGUCGUCUCUUAUGGCCCAUCAAGCAGAAGUACGGAAGCAAGAUCUCAUGGGCUGACUUGCUGAUUCUCGCCGGGAAUGUCGCCCUUGAAUCAAUGGGGUUCAAGACCUUUGGGUUUGCCGGUGGCCGAAGUGAUACCUGGGAAGCAGACCAGUCGGUCUUCUGGGGAGGCGAGAAGGAAUGGUUGGGUAAUGAUGUCCGCUACUUGAACGGAGAACUCGACAACCCGCUUGCGGCAUCACACAUGGGUCUUAUUUACGUUAAUCCAGAAGGACCCAACAAGAACCCCGACCCGGUUCUCGCGGCCAAGGAUAUCCGCAUCACCUUUGGUCGAAUGGCCAUGAAUGAUGAGGAGACUGUUGCCCUGAUUGCUGGUGGACACACGUUCGGAAAGACGCACGGCGCGGGCCCUGCAACCCAUCUCGGCAAAGAACCACAUGGUGCGGGUAUUGAGUUACAAGGCCUAGGCUGGGAGAGCGGCUUCGAGUCUGGGACCGGGCGACAUGCUAUCACCAGCGGUCUGGAGGUGAUCUGGACCAAGACCCCUACCAAGUGGAGCAACCAGUUCUUUGAGUACCUGUUCAAGUACGACUGGGAGCUCACCAAGAGUCCUGCUGGUGCCCACCAGUAUGUGGCAAAGGGAGUCGAGCCCUUCAUCCCGGAUCCGUUCGACCCCAGCAUUAAGCACCCGCCCAGGAUGCUGACAACUGACCUGUCACUCCGCUACGAUCCGGAGUACGAGAAGAUCUCGCGUCGUUUCCUCGAGAACCCGGACCAGUUUGCUGAUGCGUUUGCACGCGCCUGGUUCAAGCUUACUCACCGUGAUGUCGGUCCUCGAGUCCUCUACCAGGGGCCAGAAGUACCAUCUGAGGUCCUCAUUUGGCAGGACCCUGUGCCGCCACUGGACCACCCCGUCAUCGACAAUGAUGACAUCGCCACUUUGAAGAAGGCAAUCCUAAACAGCGGGAUAAGCCAUACUGAUCUCUUUUCCACCGCUUGGGCCUCAGCUUCGACCUUCCGUGGAAGUGACAAGCGCGGUGGCGCCAAUGGUGCUCGCAUCCGUCUGAGCCCGCAAAAGAACUGGAAGGUUAACAGCCAGCCGUGGCUGAGCGAAUCCCUGGCAGCACUUGAAAAGAUUCAGAAGCAGUUCAACGACGCACAGUCCACCGACAAGCGCGUCUCCUUGGCCGAUUUGAUCGUGCUUGCCGGAGCUGCUUCUCUGGAGAAGGCUGCCCGCGAUGCUGGCCACAAUGUCUCCGUCUCCUUCACACCCGGUAGAACAGAUGCUACCCAGGAGCAGACCGAUGUGGACUCGUUUAACAACCUGGAGCCCAUUGCCGAUGGCUUCCGCAAUUACGGCCGAGGAACGCCUCGUGUGCUCACCGAGGACUUCCUCAUUGACAAGGCGCAGCUGCUCAACCUCUCUCCUCCAGAGCUCACCGUCCUUAUCGGCGGUCUGCGUGUGCUGAACAACAACUACGACCGUUCCAACCUCGGUGUCUUCACCAAACGCCCCGGCCAACUCACCAACGACUUCUUCGUCAACCUACUGGACAUGGGUGUUCAGUGGAAGCCGGCAGAUGACACCAACGAAAUAUUCAUUGGCAGCGACCGUAAGACUGGCCAGGCAAGAUGGAAGGCUUCUCGGGCGGAUCUCGUGUUUGGUUCUCACGCUGAACUGCGUGCGAUCUCUGAGGUAUAUGGCAGCUCUGACGGAGAAGCCAAGUUCGUCAAGGACUUUGUGGCAGCAUGGGAGAAGGUGUCGAACCUGGAUCGAUUUGAUCUCAAACAGACUGGGCUUGCUCAACGUAUCAAGCCUCAGUUGUAG